CGACCCGUUCGCCGGUACCGCCAAGAUGAAGGCCAAGUCCGCUGCAACCAAGUUUGCUGCAGCUGAGCUUGGUUGCCGACGGAUUUGCUGGCCGAUUGUUGCAAUUCCUCGGAUGCAAGUUGUUUACUACUUCGGUGCUAUCCCUCACCAGCGGCCAAUUUUCAUUUUUUAAGCUUAGCAGCAGGUUCAGCAAGUAUCAGUCACAAUGAAGCUCGUCAGAUUUUUGAUGAAACUGAACAAUGAGACGGUAUCGAUAGAGCUCAAGAAUGGAACCAUUGUGCACGGUACUAUCACAGGUGUAGAUAUCAGCAUGAAUACGCAUUUGAAGUCUGUGAAGCUCACUUUGAAGGGAAAGGUUCCUGUGGCUCUCGACCAUCUCAGUGUCCGCGGCAACAACAUUCGAUAUUAUAUCUUGCCUGACAGCUUGAAUCUUGACACGCUUCUUGUUGACGAUACACCGCGCGUGAAAGUCAAGAAACCUGUUGCAGGCAAACCCGUUGGAAGGGGAAGAGGGCGCGGUCGUGGCAGAGGGCGUGGACGUGGGCGAUAGUUUGUGGUUCAUAUCCCUCAUUAGGGUUUCCAGUGUUGCUGAGCGACCCCCUGGUAUAAGUACAGUGCUACUAAAUGCACAUGUGUAUCUUAUUGAUGUUGGCCGCGUCAAUUUAUCUCAAUUCUGAGUAUUCUUUGGCAGGAUAAGGUGCUUGCAGGUGAUGAGAAAGAGCCUCUGUGUUCGAGGGUCAAUAGUAGCGUCAAGGGUGGAUCAUGGAAGUGCUUGGUAAUGUGACUUUUUAGGAAAGAGCCACGGAUAUAUGUAUUGCCGAUGCUUCUGUCAUCCUGUAACAUCUGUGAUACACAAAGUAACUGCGAUAUCAGCUGGAAAUUGGCACUCGUGUUUUUUUUGCCCGGCCCAAUAGUUCCUCCUUAUGUUAAUAUCUGGGUGGGUCUAGUUUCGAAACAAUUUGUACUUGCGUGAAGCCGAGAAGGUUAUUGACGCUGUGAAAUACAACAGCACUCCCAGAUCUAAGCUA
Physcomitrium patens is the source of this 1028-nucleotide messenger RNA. Its product is annotated as small nuclear ribonucleoprotein SmD1a. Gene Ontology annotation, molecular function: RNA binding. The record is from RefSeq and is a predicted model, not a curated record. Gene Ontology annotation, biological process: spliceosomal snRNP assembly; RNA processing. NCBI's taxonomy places the organism in Eukaryota, Viridiplantae, Streptophyta, Bryopsida, Funariales, Funariaceae.